AUGACGUUCAGCGGCGUAAUCAGGCGGCAGCUAAGCUUGCUGUACAUAUUUCCAAAGGCAGGCGCGUCAGUGCAUUUUGUUCCGGUGAGAAACUUUGGCAUUGCGGCUAGAAUAGUCCGUUCGUUGUUGCGGUUGCGCUAUCUACUGUUAGGCAGUGUGAUCGGCGGCGGUGUGACGUUGAGUCAGGUAUUGGCGAGGACGAUCAUUAAGGCAAUACAUACCAUUGAUUUCACGCUUCACUCUUGGAUUGAGCAGUUGCCGGAUUUCAGCGGUUUAAAAACGUUUCUGCCAAACGACGAGCAAACACAAAACAUGCUCAGUGCUCUUGAAGACUUAUCAUCGUUUCAUGAAAAAUGGACGCAGAGCAGCGACUUUCUAACGGAUCAAGUUAAGUUUGCUCGCGAACACUUCCCGUCAAGAGGCGUUCGGUCGAUAAUUGAUAACUUGAAGCGGUCCGACGGUGGCAGCGGUUUGGUGGUCGACCUUAGCAAAGACGAUGGGGCUUGUGGAAUCGCAACCACAGCGAUCGAAUCGGCAGUUAACCACAGUCAAACUUUGGACGACGCUGAAACCGAAAGCGAAACGGAAGCGGAAGCAGGAGACCCUGAAAAAAUCAAAAAGCUGAAGGAUGACAUUAUGCAAACCCAGAUUAAAUACCAAAGAGAGAUCGAACGUCUUUCACGAGAGAACGAGGAACUCAGGCAGCUGCUGCUGCUACGCCAAGAAAAGUCGUCGAGGAUGCGGCACGCCAAGAAAUCACUGAUCGACAUGUACUCAGAGGCGCUCGACCUCCUGGUAGAUUACGACUCGUCAUUUAGCACCCAGGAUCACCUUCCGCGAGUAGUAGUCGUUGGUGACCAGAGUUCGGGAAAAACCAGUGUUCUGGAGAUGAUCGCACGUGCGCGCAUUUUUCCACGAGGAUCUGGUGAAAUGAUGACCCGGACGCCGGUAAAGGUUACCUUAAGCGAAGGUCCUUACCAUGUUGCCAAAUUCAAAGACAGCAACCGAGAGUUCGAUUUAACGAGGGAACAGGAUCUCGUUGAGCUUCGAAACGAAAUCGAGUAUCGCAUGAAGAACAGUGUAAAGGAUGGGAAAACGGUCAGCAGUGAAGUUAUCGCUCUGACCGUCAACGGUCCGGGCCUUCCUCGAAUGGUACUCGUCGAUCUGCCAGGUGUCAUUAGUACGGUUACCACAGAGAUGGCAACGGAGACGAAAGACGACAUAGUUGCUAUAUGUCGCACAUACAUGGAAAACCCUAAUGCGAUCAUUCUUUGCAUUCAAGAUGGCUCAGUGGAUGCCGAGCGAAGCAACGUUACCGACCUCGUAUCAUCGAUUGAUCCCAAUGGAAAAAGAACGAUUGUUGUGUUGACUAAGGUGGAUUUGGCGGAACAAAAUCUCUUGAACCCCAACCGCAUAAAAAAAAUUCUCGAAGGAAAGCUGUUUCCAAUGAAGGCAUUGGGUUACUACGCCGUUGUCACCGUACUAAAGCCAUCUCAGAUGACCACGCAGAACAUGUCGCUAGCGGUCAGUGAGUGCUUCUGGAAGAUGGUCAAAGAGUCAAUCGAGCAACAAGCAGACGUGUUCAAGGCUGCACGGUUUAACCUUGAAACCGAAUGGAAAAACACCUAUCCAUCCCUCCGUGAAUUGGACAGGGGCGAACUGUUCGACAGAGCGAGAAGUGAAAUUUUGGACGAAAUAACAAAUCUCAGCCAAAUUACAUUUAAGCAAUGGGAAGAGGCUAUUCAAAAGAAGCUGUGGGACAAAAUGGUUCACUACGUUUUUGAGAACAUUUUCCUUCCUGCGUCAGUGGCUGAAAAUCACGGCACAUUUAACACAAUCGUAGACAUCCGUCUAAAACACUGGGUGGAUCAUCAGUUACCCAGGAAAAGCAUUGACGCCGGCUGGGAGACACUCAAAGAGCAAUUCCUUCGAUUAAUGCAGCAGGACACCCACAAAUGGGACAGUAAAGCGUUCGAAUAUCUGGUACGUUCGAUGAACGUUUGUAGUCUAAUGAACUUAUUCAUUUUACCAUGGUUGCAGAGGGUGAUGCAACUUAACGCGCUGGAUGACCAUUCGGUUCCAAACAAGAAGACAUGGGAAGAGGCGGCGAAGUUCAUGGAGUCAGUGUUGAACGAUCGAUUCGUGAAUACAUCGAAGAUCCUCAAGGAAUUGACUGGUCCAAGUGUCAUCGAGCAGUGGCUUCAGUGGAAGUCACCAAAAGAGUCGCAGUUGAAGCGGCAAGUUGUCAGUGAAGAGCUUAAGCGAAUUCUUCGCGUCGACCCUGAUAGAAAACCGUCGUUGACCGCUGAAGAGAUCGUCGUCAUCAAAAACAACCUGUUAUCCAAAGGUGUUGACAUAAGUUCUGAGGAAUUACGUGAGUUUUGGCAUCAGCUGUUCAGAUACGAAUUUAUACAGCAAACUCUGGAUUGUACGCGCGAAUGCAAAUCGCUGUUUUUCCAUUAUCAGAAGGGCUUUCAAGAUAACGAAGUUGACUGCAGCUCAGUGGUUCUAUUUUGGAGGGUGAAGCAAAUGCUGCAAAUUACGACUAAUGCACUAAGGCAACAGAUUACAAACACCGAAGCACGACGACUUGAAAAAGAGAUUAAAGAAGUGCUGCUUGAAUGGUCGGAAAAUCCGAUCGUAAAAAGUCAGUUCAUCGCUGGUCAUCGAGUUGAGCUGGCUGAAGAAUUAAAAAAAGUACGACUUAUUCAAGAGAAAUUAGAAGAAUUCAUUAACGCAUUAAAUAAUGAAAAGACAACCAAUUCUUGA
Soboliphyme baturini is the source of this 2769-nucleotide messenger RNA. The record is from the annotation of a GenBank genome assembly. Lineage: Eukaryota; Metazoa; Nematoda; Enoplea; Dioctophymatida; Soboliphymatidae.